UUGCCGAAAUAUAGAACUUUCCUUACCCGAAUGAACAAUCCGAAAAAUCCCGUCGUGUUUUUUGAUAUAUCGAUUGGUGGGCAGGACAUCGGCCGCAUCCAGCUAGAGCUAUUCGCUGACGUCACGCCCAAAACAGCCGAAAAUUUCCGCCAACUAUGCACUGGCGAAUACCGGAAGGAUGGUGUCCCGACCGGCUACAAAGACUGCACUUUCCAUCGAAUCAUCAAGGACUUCAUGGUCCAAGGUGGAGAUUUCGUAAAUGGUGACGGCACCGGUUCCUGCAGCAUCUACGGCGGGUCAAAGUUCGCCGAUGAGAACUUUACAAUUAAACACUCCUCCCCUGGUAUGCUUUCAAUGGCGAACAGCGGCAAAGACACGAACGGCUGUCAGUUCUUUAUCACCUGUGCUCCUUGUGACUUUCUGGAUGGGAAGCACGUUGUCUUUGGUCAAGUUGUGGAUGGAAUGUUGGUUUUAAAGAAAAUUGAAAAUGUUCCCACUGGUCCGAACAAUCGUCCAAAGGUACCAGUGGUCAUCACACAAUGCGGCGAAAUGUAA
Mesocestoides corti is the source of this 555-nucleotide messenger RNA. NCBI's taxonomy places the organism in Eukaryota, Metazoa, Platyhelminthes, Cestoda, Cyclophyllidea, Mesocestoididae. The record is from the annotation of a GenBank genome assembly.